AUGUUCUCUUUCCAGAAAUGGAAGUGCUCAUGGUCCUUAGUUGCUUCUGUUGCAUCAAUUCUGGCUAUGGUAUCUGUUAUUCAUCUGUUUGUAUACCCAGUCGUGCCGCCUUUGGAUUAUUUUGGACUCAGGCAGGCACAAAGCUCUUGCCUUGGUUCGAAUGAAGGAACCGAUGAAAGUUCUAAAGAAGACACUCGGCCGAUGGUUGACUUAAAUGUUCGCUAUCCGGCUGACUUACACGAGGCUGUGACUUUCAAUGGUGCUCCAUGGAAGGCUGAGAUCGGGCGGUGGUUAUCUGGCUGUGGCGCAAAUAUCACGGCUGUUGAAAUUGUUGAGAAUAUUGGAGGCAAGAGCUGCAAAAAUGAAUGCAGUGGUCAAGGCGUUUGUAAUCGUGAGUUGGGUCGAUGCCGCUGUUUUCAUGGAUUCAGUGGGGACGGAUGUUUGGAAAAACUGCAGUUAAACUGCAAUUAUCCUGGUUCUGAAAAAGAACCUUAUGGCCCCUGGGUCGUUUCCAUUUGUUCUGCUCACUGUGAUACGUCCCGAGCCAUGUGCUUUUGCGGAGAAGGUACAAAAUACCCAAAUCGCCCUGUUGCCGAGGCAUGUGGAUUUAAGAUAAAUCCACCUUCUGAACCCGGGGCCCCAAGUAUUACUGAUUGGACUGUGGCCGAUCAGACUAUCUUCACUACAAAUCGUAGUGAACGAGGUUGGUGCAAUGUGGAUCCAGCUGAAGCCUAUGAUUCGAAGGUUGCUUUCAAGGAAGAGUGUGAUUGCAAGUAUGACGGGCUUUCGGGCCGGUUUUGUGAGGUGAAUGUGCAAAGCGUUUGCAUAAACCAGUGCUCUGGCCUUGGAUUUUGCCGAGGUGGCUUUUGUCAGUGUAAAAACGGAUGGUACGGAGUAGAUUGCAGUACUCCUUCUGUUUUAUCAUCCAUUACAGAAUGGCCCGAGUGGUUGCGACCUGCAAAUGUUAAUGUUCCAGAAGGCGCACAACUCACGAGAAAAAAUCUGGUCAAUCUCAGUGCUGUAGUUCAUAAAAAAAGGCCUCUUAUUUAUGUUUAUGAUUUGCCCCCUGAUUUCAAUAGCCAACUUAUGGAGGGACGGCAUUUCAAGUUAGAGUGUGUAAAUAGAAUUUAUGACGACCGAAAUGCUACAAUAUGGACCGAUCUACUAUAUGGCGCCCAGAUGGCUAUCUAUGAAAGUUUAUUAGCGAGCCCUCACAGGACAUUAAAUGGUGAUGAAGCAGAUUAUUUUUUUGUCCCGGUGCUCGAUUCGUGUAUCAUAACUCGCGCGGAUGAUGCUCCUCACUUCAACAUGAAGGAUCACCGUGGAAUGCGAAGUUCCUUAACAUUGGAGCUAUAUAAAAAGACCUACGAGCACAUCAUGUUGCAAUAUCCUUACUGGAACCGAACCUCAGGGAAAGAUCACAUAUGGUUCUUUUCGUGGGAUGAAGGUGCUUGCUAUGCCCCUAAGGAAAUAUGGAACAGCAUGAUGUUAGUCCACUGGGGAAACACGAAUUCUAAGCACAAUCACUCAACUACUGCUUAUUGGGGUGAUAAUUGGGACGGUAUUUCUCCCGAUAGAAGAGGUAAUCAUCCGUGUUUCGACCCACGGAAAGAUCUCGUGCUCCCUGCUUGGAAACGUCCCAAUGAACAGUCUCUAGGUGCCAGGCUAUGGGCAAGGACCCGUGAGGAGAGGAAGACAUUUUUCUAUUUUAACGGAAAUUUAGGACCAGCUUAUGAAAACGGAAGGCCUGAAGCUACAUAUAGCAUGGGUAUAAGGCAGAAAGUGGCUGAGGAGUUCGGGUCGAGCCCCGACAAGAAAGGGAAGCUUGGGAAACAGCAUGCAGAUGAUGUAAUCGUGACAUCAUUACGUACAUAUAAUUACCAAGAACAAUUGGCAAGCUCGGUUUUUUGUGGGGUCAUGCCGGGAGAUGGGUGGAGUGGUCGAAUGGAAGAUAGUAUACUGCAAGGCUGUAUUCCUGUGGUUAUUCAAGAUGGGAUCUAUCUACCAUACGAGAAUAUCCUCAAUUACGAAAGCUUUGCUGUUCGGAUUCGUGAAGAUGAAAUCCCGAAUCUGAUAAAUAUUUUACGGAGCAUAAACGAGACCGAAGUAGAACUCAAACUGGCGAAUGUGAAGAAGAUAUGGCAGAGAUUCUUGUAUAUUGAUUCUAUUAUGCUCGAAGCCCAGAGGCAAAAUGCCACCAUUGGCCUAGUCGAAGAUUGGGCUGUAAAAUCCUCCCAACUUAAUGGAGAUGAUGUAUUCGCCACACUCUUGCAGGUGUUGCAUUACAAGCUGCAUAAUGAUCCUUGGAGAAGAGAGUUAGUGCACCUGAAGAAGAAAGAAUUCGGUUUACCAAGAGAAUGUUUGAUAAGUCGAUAA
Molecule: messenger RNA, 2376 nt
Organism: Striga hermonthica
Lineage: Eukaryota; Viridiplantae; Streptophyta; Magnoliopsida; Lamiales; Orobanchaceae
Source: the annotation of a GenBank genome assembly